Molecule: messenger RNA, 213 nt
Organism: Dentiscutata erythropus
Lineage: Eukaryota; Fungi; Glomeromycota; Glomeromycetes; Diversisporales; Gigasporaceae
Source: the annotation of a GenBank genome assembly
AUGGCUUCUCGCGUCGAUCCACCUGUUCCUAUGCAACCUCUUUAUCCACCUCCAGUAACAAUCAAUCAACUUAAAGCUAUUUAUAACGUCAAGGUUAACGGAAAGCUUCCUAAAUUACCAUCGGCAUUCGUCAUUUAUAGAAAUGCAUAUCGUCAACAACUUAUUGCUGUCCACUCGAGAAAUUUAUCUUUGUUAUUACGAUCUAUGAGAUGA